Rattus rattus (black rat) is the source of this 4827-nucleotide messenger RNA. It is a transcript of the gene Znf569, whose product is annotated as zinc finger protein 569. The transcript is spliced from 6 exons. NCBI's taxonomy places the organism in Eukaryota, Metazoa, Chordata, Mammalia, Rodentia, Muridae. The record is from RefSeq and is a predicted model, not a curated record. Gene Ontology annotation, biological process: negative regulation of transcription by RNA polymerase II. Bases 139 to 3972 code for a protein of 1277 amino acids. Gene Ontology annotation, molecular function: RNA polymerase II cis-regulatory region sequence-specific DNA binding; DNA-binding transcription repressor activity, RNA polymerase II-specific.
CAGUUGUUGGUGCGCGGGAUCCUGCCGCGAACAGAGGAAUCGGCCCCCUCUCCCUCGGCUAUCAGGAUGCCGACGUUGCUGUGGAGUAGAUAAUAAACUCAGCUUGCUCAGGACGUCCAUCCCUAAAAAGAAGAGGAAAUGACCGAGUCUGAGGGACUAGUGACGUUCAAAGAUGUGGCCAUUGAUUUCACCCCAGAAGAAUGGAGGCAGCUGGAUCCUACUCAGCGGAACCUAUAUCGGAAUGUGAUGCUAGAAAAUUAUAACAACUUAAUCACAGUUGGCCCGCCACUCUCCAAACCCGAUGUGAUUUUCAAGUUGGAACAAGAGGAAGAGCCAUGUGUAGUGGAGAAAGAAGUGUUAAGGAGACGCCGUCCAGGAGAGAUUUUGGGGAUUGACGAACACCAGAAAAACCAGAACAGGCUCUUGAGACAAGUUCUCAAGGGGACAGUGGUGACUCACGAAGCCGAUGAACGCCCUAAGAAGUUCGCAAAUACAUUCUCUCCAAACUCAGCCUCCGUUCCUUCCGGACACAAUCUCUGUGACCCUGACAGUGUUGGAAAGCGUGCAGAACCUGCUUCUGGCGAUCCCGGUAAUGCAAAGCAGCCGUUGCCAGAGGAGCGUUUCCAGGAAGAUGAUGGGGAGCAACCAUAUCACAACAGCUCGCCCUAUUUUGUGCUGACGCCCUUCAAGUGCAAUCACUGUGGAAAAGGCUUUAGUCAGACCCUGGACCUGAUUCGACACCUGAGAGUUCACACUGGGGGGAAACUGUAUGAGUGCCAUCAGUGUGGAAAAGGCUUUAGCCACAAGGAGAAACUUAUUAAUCACCAUAAACUUCACAGUAGGGAUCAGUGCUAUGAGUGUAACGAAUGUGGGAAGACUUUCAUUAAGAUGUCAAACCUCAUGAGACAUCAACGAAUUCACACCGGCGAGAAACCAUACGUGUGCCAGGAGUGUGGGAAAUCCUUCAGCCAGAAAUCUAAUCUCAUUGACCACGAAAAGAUUCACACUGGCGAGAAGCCUUAUGAAUGCAGGGAGUGUGGGAAAUCCUUCAGCCAGAAACAAAGCCUUGUCGCACACCAAAAAGUUCACACUGGGGAGAAGCCUUACGCGUGCAAUGAGUGUGGGAAGGCCUUUCCUCGGAUCGCUUCCCUUGCUCUUCAUAUGCGCAGUCACACGGGAGAAAAACCAUAUAAGUGUGAUAAGUGUGGAAAAGCCUUCUCUCAGUUUUCCAUGCUCAUCAUACACGUGAGAAUCCACACUGGUGAGAAGCCGUACGAGUGCAGCGAGUGUGGAAAAGCCUUCUCUCAGAGCUCAGCACUAACUGUGCAUAUUAGAAGCCACACGGGUGAGAAACCCUAUGAAUGCAAGGAAUGCAGAAAAUCCUUCAGUCAUAAGAAAAACUUCAUCACCCAUCAGAAGAUUCAUACUCGGGAGAAACCGUACGGAUGCAAUGAGUGUGGCAAAGCCUUUAUCCAGAUGUCAAACCUUGUCCGGCACCAGAGGAUCCACACGGGAGAAAAGCCUUAUCUAUGUAAGGAAUGUGGCAAAGCCUUCAGCCAGAAGUCAAAUCUCAUUGCUCAUGAAAAAAUUCACUCUGGAGAGAAGCCCUACGAAUGUAAUGAGUGUGGGAAAGCCUUCAGCCAGAAGCAAAACUUCAUUACCCAUCAGAAAGUUCACACGGGAGAGAAACCUUACGAUUGUAACAAGUGUGGGAAGGCCUUUUCUCAGAUCGCUUCCCUUACCCUUCAUUUGCGAAGUCACACGGGAGAAAGGCCUUACGAGUGUGACAAGUGCGGGAAAGCCUUCUCCCAGUGCUCACUACUCAAUUUACACAUGCGAAGCCACACAGGCGAGAAGCCAUACAUAUGCAACGAAUGUGGAAAAGCCUUCUCUCAAAGAACAUCCCUCAUCGUGCACAUGAGAGGCCACACUGGCGAGAAGCCCUAUGAAUGUAACAAGUGUGGGAAAGCCUUCUCCCAGAGCUCAUCCCUUACCAUACACAUCCGGGGUCACACGGGCGAGAAACCCUUCGACUGCAGCAAGUGUGGAAAAGCCUUCUCUCAGAUCUCUUCCCUUACACUUCAUAUGAGGAAACACACAGGGGAGAAGCCCUAUAACUGUAUCGAGUGUGGCAAAGCUUUCAGCCAAAAGUCGCACCUUAAAUCAGAAUUCCUCACGCAUCAAAAAACCCACACUAGAGAGAAGCGCUAUCCGUGCGGCGACUGCGGAAAGUCCUUUUUCCAAGCGUCUUCUCUCUUCAGGCAUCAGAGGAUUCACACUGGAGAAAAGCUCUACGAGUGCGGCCACUGUGGGAAAGGCUUCUCGUACAACUCAGACCUCAGGACCCAUCAGAAGAUCCAUACAGGAGAGAGGCAUUACAGCUGCGCCGACUGUGGCAAAGCCUUCGCACAAAAGUCCACACUCAAGAUUCACCAGAAAAUCCACACGGGAGACAGGGCCUACAUCUGUAUUGAGUGUGGACAGGCUUUCAUCCAGAAGACACACCUGGUCUCACACCGACGGAUUCACACUGGAGAAAAGCCACACCAGUGCGACAGCUGCGGCAAAUCCUUUGUUUCCAAGUCCCAACUCCAGGUCCAUCAGCGAAUUCACGCAAGAGUGAGGCCCUGUGUAACUCCCGACCACGGGAAGACCUACAGCAGUAAUCCCAGCCUCCUCUCACGUAAGAAAGUUCCGGUAAGAGAGAAAUCGUCCGCCUGCACUGAGUGUGGGAAGGCCUUUACCUACAGGUCAGAGCUGAUCAUUCAUCAGAGAACUCACACCGGGGAGAAGCCUUAUCAGUGUGGGGACUGUGGCAAGGCCUUCACCCAGAAGUCAGCCCUCACCGUGCACCGAAGAAUCCACACAGGAGAGAAGUCGUACGCGUGUGUAAAAUGUGGGCUGGCUUUCGUCCAGAAGGCGCACCUGGUCGCACAUCAGGUAAUUCACACCGGAGAGAAACCUUACACAUGUGGUCACUGUGGGAAACUCUUUACUUCCAAGUCGCAACUCCACGUACACAAGCGGAUUCACACAGGGGAAAAACCGUACGUGUGCAGUAAAUGUGGGAAGGCCUUUGCCAACAGGUCAAACCUCAUCACGCACCAGAGAAUCCACACAGGGGAGAAGUCCUAUGUCUGUUCAAGGUGUGGAAAAGCCUUCACUCAGAGAUCAGACCUGGUUACACACCAGAGAAUUCAUACUGGGGAGAAGCCGUAUGGAUGUAGCAUUUGCGGGAAAGCUUUUACCCAGAAGUCACACCUCAGCAUACACCAGACGAUUCACACCGGAGAGAGACAGUACAAAUGCCUCGACUGUGGGAAAGCCUUCAACCAGAAGUCGAUUCUCAUCGUGCACCAGAAAAUCCACACCGGGGAGAAACCCUACGUGUGCACCGAGUGUGGGAGAGCUUUCAUCCGGAAGUCCAACUUCAUCACCCACCAACGAAUCCAUACCGGCGAGAAACCUUACCGAUGCAACGACUGCGGGAAGCCCUUCACCUCCAAGUCGCAGCUCCUGGUGCACCAGCCAAUCCACACGGGCCAGAAACCUCACGUGUGUGCCGAGUGUGGGAAAACCUUUAGUGGCAGAUCAAACCUCAGCAAGCACCAGAAGACGCACACCGGGGAGAAGCCGUACAUGUGUUCUGAGUGCGGGAAGACCUUCAGGCAGAAGUCAGAGUUGAUUACCCACCACAGAAUCCACACCGGGGAGAAGCCUUACGAUUGCAGUGGCUGCGGGAAAUCCUUCACCAAGAAAUCCCAGCUCCAAGUGCAUCAGCGAAUUCACACCGGAGAGAGGCCUUACACGUGUGCCGAGUGCGGGAAGGCCUUCACCGACAGGUCCAACAUGAAUAAGCACCAAACAAUACACACCAGAGAGAAACCUCAUAAGUGUGUAGUCUGUGGGGAAGGGUUUGUGCAGAAGUCCGAGCUCAGUGUCCACCAGAGUCUUCACACCCAAGCGGUAUGAGGGAGAACUCAUACUGAGGAUGUGUCUUACUGUAAUUACUGCCUCUGUGGCACAGAACAGCAUGUAUAUUGUUGUAAUUAAAACUGCCACGGGACAGUGUCACAUAUCACUGCUCAGAAAAGGAUGUCAGAGAAGGCACUGAAUGGGAUUACGGGGGAAGGACAUUUCUACUGGCUGAGAAGAAAUGGUGUCAAUUGGAUACAAUGAAAGCUUUUGGUGUCAAUUGGACACAAUGAAAGCUUUCUCAUGGGGAAAAACACCGCAGUGGAACACUGUUACCAAGUUCUCUAGCAGAACGAUCAUCUCAGCUCACGCUGAGGCAAAUCCUGUUGGUGGAGCGGGACACUGCCAACUAAUCCAUGGUAAUGUAAUGUACACGACAGGGAUCCUCUUCUCUUCUGACACUUGUUUGCUGCAAACAUUAACAGACCCGUGGGCGUCUUUGCUCUCUUGGGAGCAUCCGUUCCUUCUGUUGAGCGAGAUACACUACAGGCCUGGGUAUGGCAUUUCAUGUCAGUAAUUCCAGCCUUCAGGAAAAGCUGAGGCAGGAGGGUCACCAUGAGUUCAAGGCCAGUCUGAGCUACAGGGUAAGACAACUGUGUCAAAAGCAAGAGAGGAAGAACACAGUGACGACAUAUCCAGACACAAGCUUGAGCGUGCUCGUGGACUCGCCGCUGUCAUUUACCUGUAACGGACUUUAUAAGCUACCCGUAACUAUCUUUGUCAAAAGCAACCAACAUGUUGUCUCCUACCUCAAGUAUCAUGUCUUUUGAAUUUCCCUUACCCUCAGGAAGUCUCGAAGUAAAAAUGUUGAGAUCACUUGGGUCAAAUUAAGACCCUGGUCCCAGUUUUCUA